AUGGAGCUGCCCACGGAGCUGGUCACGGCUGCUGCGACCACCUGGGGCAACAGCACCGCCUGGCCCCCCAUGCUCGGCCAUGGGGGCAACGAGACAGGGUCAGCGCGGGCCAAGAACGCCACGUCCAUCCUCAUCGCCGUCGUCAUCACCGCGCUCUACUCCGUGGUAUGCGUGGUGGGUCUGCUGGGCAACGUCCUGGUCAUGUACGGCAUCGUCAGGUACACCAAGAUGAAGACAGCCACCAACAUCUACAUCUUCAACCUGGCCCUGGCAGACGCUCUGGCCACCAGCACUCUGCCCUUCCAGAGUGCCAAGUACCUGAUGGAGACGUGGCCCUUUGGGGAGCUGCUCUGCAAGGUGGUGCUGUCCAUUGACUACUACAAUAUGUUCAGCAGCAUCCUCACCCUCACCAUGAUGAGCGUCGAUCGCUACAUCGCCGUCUGCCACCCUGUCAGGGCCCUGGACUUCCGCACCCCAGCCAAGGCCAAGGUCAUCAAUGUCUGCAUCUGGCUGCUCUCCUCCCUCAUUGGGGUGCCCAUCAUGGUCAUGGCAGUCACCAAGUCAAAAGAUGGGGUGGUGCUGUGCACGCUGCAGUUCCCUGACCCUGCCCUCUACUGGGACACUGUCACCAAGAUCUGCGUCUUCAUCUUCGCCUUCCUGGUGCCCAUCUUGGUGAUCACCAUCUGCUAUGGGCUGAUGAUCCUGCGGCUGCGCAGCGUCCGCCUGCUCUCAGGCUCCAGGGAGAAGGAUCGCAGUCUGCGGCGCAUCACGCGCAUGGUGCUGGUGGUGGUGGCAGCCUUCAUCGUCUGCUGGGCACCCAUCCACAUCUUUGUCAUUGUCUGGACGCUGGUGGACAUAGACAAGAGGAACCCCUACGUGCUGGCCAGCCUGCACUUCUGCAUCGCCCUGGGCUACACCAACAGCAGCCUCAACCCUGUGCUCUACGCCUUCCUGGACGAGAACUUCAAGAGAUGCUUCCGGGAUUUCUGUGUCCCCUGGGGGGCCCGUGGCAGAGCCAUCCCUGGCCAGCCUGGCACCGCCCAUGGCACCGCCCACACCCCAGCCCAGCCCCACUGCCAACCUGCAUGA
Molecule: messenger RNA, 1089 nt
Organism: Indicator indicator
Lineage: Eukaryota; Metazoa; Chordata; Aves; Piciformes; Indicatoridae
Gene: OPRD1
Product: opioid receptor delta 1
Exons: 3
Coding region: 1-1089 (362 amino acids)
Biological process (GO): G protein-coupled opioid receptor signaling pathway; neuropeptide signaling pathway
Cellular component (GO): membrane; neuron projection
Molecular function (GO): G protein-coupled enkephalin receptor activity; neuropeptide binding
Source: RefSeq, a predicted model, not a curated record